AUGGCGUCGCCUGAUGAUCGCGCUCCUCGGGGUCCGCGUCGUUUCUAUCCACCUGCUCGGGUUCGUACUAAAGGCCUCCUCUCGCGGCAUCGACUGCCUACUGCUAGUGCUUCAAUUUCAGUAUUAGCUUCAAGGCAAGGUCCCACAGAUACUCCACGGCGAGGUCGCACGGAUACUGGCUACAAUACUGGCCCCCUCGGUCGCGACCUUCCGACAGUAUUUGGUCCCGUCACACCGACCUUGGGACCUCCACCCUUUUCCAAUACUCGCGUUCCGCAGGUUCAGCAUGCCCCUCUCUCGACCUCUCACGCCUUUGUUGUCGCAAUGCAAGCUCUGUUAGGCCCCAUGAGCGGAGAGCAGCGAGCGGAGGUACUUUUCCAGCUGAUAGACCAGGCUCGCCACAUCGGGGCUGAGAUCAUGGGAGGUCCUGCGUUGGAAGCGUCUCUAAAUCAGACCAACUCUCUUACCAUUGAAGGUUCUCCAGGUCAGCCGCAACACGAUGUGUCUACCCUCGGAAGAUCUGCCAGCCAACAGCAGCGCCUGCGUGACAUCAGUACCCUUCGAGGUUCUCGUGGCCAGUAUCAGGAUGAGUCAACAGUCUUUGAGGCUUCUCCGGGACAUCCAUAUCAUGACAUGGAAGAGGACGAAACGUCAAGUCGGAAAGCGGGCAUAGUAAUACCAUCACUUCCCAAGGGGCUUGUUAUGGCCAAGCCUUCCCUUAUGGGUAUACCAUGGGAAUUGCGACAAAAGAUACUGGCCGAAGUGUUCACUCUGCACGGCCCCGUACGAGGCCGCCGGCGCUUCUUCCAUCAGACCCGUCUCCUACGCGUGGCUUGCGUGAACAGGCAGCUCCGAGAGGAGACCACGACAUUUUAUUAUCAGAACAACACCUUCUUCGUUAGACAAUACAGCAAACUAGUGUGCGAGGAGAAUUGUAUUCGUGCGAACCCCCUCAUAGGCAUGUGGUUGCCUCCUUUACCCUCUCCAACUGCACCUAUCCUACCCUCUCCACCUGACUAUGACCGGAUGAACCACCGGGAGUUAGAGGAUGCCAUUGCGUCACGCGGUAUCCGAGAUCUCCAAUAUCCUAGCCACGGAUUUACCCGGGAAGAGAAGAUUCAGGCUCUGAAAAACCAUGACCGCCGUCAGCAGCUUGAGCUCCGAACAAACCCACCAUGGGACUCGGAGCGUUGGUUGUCUAUCACCAAUCGCGAUCUCAUCACCCACGCGCCUUAUCCUGCCGAUGGCGAGAACACAAUGCUGAUUGAAGAGAAUUUCGUGCACAUUGUCAACGCUAGAGACAACGGAGGCGUCAGGGUCAUUAAUUUGCCGAAACCUUCGAUCCGACCGCUGAUCCGUAAGGUCGCUGUCAGGUUAGUUCCGAAUGAGUACGAGUACAACUUGAGCCCGGUUGUUGGUCAGGCGUACUUUGCACGUAGGAAUGGCUUCACAGGUUUGAGAACACUGCAAGUGGUGCUCGUCGAGGACGGCUUCGGUCAGAUCACCAAGACUCCCGUUGAUGUUGAUCUCGAACAAGAGCAAAUUGGCGUGGAUUUCGUUGUAUCGAAGGGUCUGAGGUCCCUCAUCAUCUCGUUGGACAGGGAGCAGAGCGACUGCGAAGCAAUCCUUCGCCGUUACCUCGAUAUCUGUAGACAACAGGGGCUAGCAUAG
Molecule: messenger RNA, 1671 nt
Organism: Mytilinidion resinicola
Lineage: Eukaryota; Fungi; Ascomycota; Dothideomycetes; Mytilinidiales; Mytilinidiaceae
Exons: 2
Coding region: 1-1671 (556 amino acids)
Source: RefSeq, a predicted model, not a curated record